AAACAAAAAAUCAAAAAAGUGAAGAUGAAAGAUUCCAAUCAUCUUUUAACUAACAAGACGAGAGGAACCCAUUUUCCCUUUCUUUUUUUAAUUUAAUUAAAAAAACAAAAAAGAGGGUGAAAAAAUAAAAAUAAAAACCCCAUCUUCUGUAGUUCUGUUCAUCCUAGUUCCCCCCUAAUAUUCCCUCUUUUUGCUGCCCCCCAAAAAAAUUAAAAAUAAAAAAAUAAAAAAAAUACUGUCUUUUUCAUCUUUUUUGGGUUUCCCACAUUUUCCCAAACACAUUUCCCUCUUCUCCAUCCCCACACAACCCUACACCACCACCAACUCCACUUCCAAGACACCCUCUUUGGCCUUCUCAAUGUUUGUCUUAUUUUCUCUCUCCUCUUUUUCCAGGUCUAGCUGUUUGUUGUGAUUCAGAUACACUGUACUAGGGUUGGAAUUACUUGAUUAUGAUAAGGGUUUGUUUUCUGGGGUGAUUUAAUUGUGGAAUUAUGAGGUGGGCAUGGAAGUAAGCUAGGGGUAUAGUACUAGUGAAUGUAUGUUGUAAAUUGAGCUUCAAUUUGGGGUUUUAGGGUUUGUAGAUUCAGGUGAAAUGUCGCCGGAAAUGUCACCGGAGGUGGGAUCUAGUCCUGUUAUGGAAGAUGAUAGUAUUAUGGAGUAUGCAUUUGCUAUGGAAUAUCAUGGACCUCCUUUGAGUUUUGAUAUUCCUAAAGCGGUUCCGAUUAAUGUAGAGAGUAUACCCCUUGCUUCUGUUGUUACUCAAUUGAAUUUCCCAGAAAAGAACAACGCGUUGCCCGUCAUCCAACCUGUUCUUGCUCCUGAUGGUAUGAACAAGAAGUUUUCUAGAGAGCUAAGUAAAGUAGGGUCUGGUAUUACUAAUGUGUCCCCGACCUCGGUGAUAGAUUUCGAGAGGCUUAUGAGUGUCUGUGAGGGUGACAGAGAUGUCGAAUUAGCCACAGAAGUGACCUUUUCGCCAACUUCAGUUGCUGCGUUUGAAGAAAGGGUCAAAACUGGUCAGGAACAGGAUUGUAUGGGGAUUGGUGAUGGGGUUUGUAGCUCGGGCACAUUAGAUGAUUGGUCAGGUUUGAUAAAUAGCUCAGAGGAGUUGGCUUCUUCUUCGAUUAGCCAUGAACAUUCGCGUGAUUUGGUAGGUAGAGGUGGAAGUUCACGUUCAUGCAUAUCGGAAUCUUGUGAGAGUUUUGAGAAAUUGAGAGAACUUUCAGCAGUUUCAGAGGCUUCCUUGGCUUCUGUUCCUUCUCAGGAGUAUCUGUCUUCCUCACUUUCCUCUUUUAGGACCGGGGAAUGCAAAAGCAUGCCACAUACUAAUGAUGUCAUCAAAAGGGGUGCUGUAACUUUUCGUGAUUCUGACUCAUAUGACGAUGAUGAUGUUGAUGAGGAGUUUGCUUACCGUGAGGCUGUAAGAGUUAGACUGAAGAAGGAACCUUUACCUAAAUCCAAGAAGGGUGCGUGCUAUCGGUGUCUAAAAGGAAACCGAUUCACGGAAAAAGAGGCUUGUGUUGUUUGCAAUGCAAAGUAUUGUAGCAAUUGUGUUCUCAAGGCUAUGGGGUCAAUGCCAGAAGGAAGGAAAUGUGUUGCAUGUAUUGGAUAUUCCAUUGAUGAGUCCAAAAGAGAGAGUUUGGGAAAAUGCACCAAGUUACUCAAAAGACUGCUAAAUGAUUUGGAGAUUCAACAAAUAUUGAAGGCUGAGAAGCUUUGUGAUGUGAAUCAGCUUCCACCCGAGUACAUAUGUGUAAAUGGAAAGCCUCUAUGUCAUGAAGAGCUGUUGUUGUUACAGACGUGUUCGAACCCGCCUAAGAACAUCAAACCAGGAAACUAUUGGUAUGACAAAGUAUCCGGUCUUUGGGGAAAGGAAGGAGAAAAACCUUUGCAGAUUAUUAGUCCGCAUCUGAAUGUCGGGGAUCCCAUUAAACCAGAUGCUAGUAACGGAAACACCCAUGUUUUCAUAAAUGGUCGAGAAAUUACGAAACCGGAGCUUCGGAUGCUGCAGAUGGCAGGAGUCCAGUGUGCUGGUAAUCCACACUUUUGGGUGAAUGAUGAUGGUUCAUACCAAGAAGAGGGACAAAAGAAUACCAAAGGCUACAUCUGGGGCAAGGCUGGAAUGAACCUGGUUUGUGCUUUCCUGUCACUGCCUGUUCCCUCAAGAUCUAAGAAUCUUUGCGCAGAAGAAGUGCGAUAUGAUGUUGACAGACCAAUUCCUGAUUACAUGGAGAGAACACUCCAGAAGCUUCUUUUGGUAGGAAAUAACGGUGCAGGGACUAGUACAAUAUUUAAGCAGGCCAAAAUUCUUUAUAAAACCUCACCUUUUUCUGAGGACGAGAGAGAGAAAAUCAAGCUGAUGAUCCAGGGCAAUGUGUAUGGUUACCUUGGGAUGCUCCUGGAAGGCCGGGAGCGUUUUGAAGAAGAAAGUUUGACAAACUUGAUUGAGCAGUCUUCUGAUCAAGAGAGGAGUAUUCAAGGGGAUGAUGAGACGGCUAUCUAUUCCAUUAACCCAAGGCUGAAAGAAUUCUCUGAUUGGCUUCUUAAAACAAUGGCAUCUGGCAACUUGGAAGCAAUUUUUCCAGCUGCAACUCGUGAAUAUGCACCGUUGGUUGAGGAAUUGUGGAGCACUUCAGCCAUUCAAGUCACAUAUAAUCGAAGAAGUGAACUUGAAAUGUUACCUGGUGUUGCUAGUUAUUUUUUGGAGCGGGUUGUUGAUAUCCUGCAACCAGAUUAUCAGCCAUCAGAUUUGGAUAUCCUUUAUGCUGAAGGAGUGACAUCAUCGAAUGGCUUAGCUUGCGUGGAGUUCUCAUUUCCGCAAUCAGAUGAUGAUGACAUUGACUCUGCUGACUUACAUGGUUCUUUGCCGAGGUACCAGCUAAUCAGAGUACAAGCAAGAGGCUUUGCAGAAAACUGCAAAUGGUUAGAAAUGUUAGAAGAUGCAAGACUAGUAAUAUUCUGUGUUUCACUAACAGACUAUGACCAGUUCUCCUACAACAACACUGAUAGUACUGCUCCUGUAAACAACAAAAUGUUGCUGAACAAAAAACUCUUCGAAACCAUUGUUACUCACCCAACCUUUGAACAAAUGGACUUCCAUUUAAUUCUGAACAAAUUCGACAAAUUCGAUGAAAAGAUCGAACAAAUCCCACUUUCUGAAUGCGAAUGGUUUGAAGAUUUCCAACCCGUGAUCAGCCAAAACAGCAAAAGCUUCAGCAGUAGCAGAAGCAGAAGCAUCAACCAUAACCCUUCACUUGGGCAGUUGGGUUUUCACUAUAUUGCUUUGAAGUUCAAGAAACUUUACUUCGAACUAACGGGCCGGAAGCUGUUCGUGUCAUCUGUGACGGGCCUUGAGCCCGAAAGCGUUGAUGCUGCAUUGAAGUAUGCAAGAGAGGUUGUAAAGUGGGAAGAUGAAAGAAAUAAUCAUUUUAGUUUGAGCGAGUACGCGAUUUACAACAGUACAGCAGAGGCUAGCUUUUCAUCUCACUAAUAAAAAAAUAAAAAAAUCUGAUUUUAGGUUUGGAAAAUGAUUUCUUUGUAAAGAAGAUUAGUGUUGUUGUUUCCCAAUUUGUUUAGUGAUUAGCUGAUGUAAAUAUGCUGAGUGAAAAUUACAUACAAGAAUUGAAUAGGGUUGUAAUGUAUGAAUGAACAGACAAUGUCCAUAUAUUUUUUUUUACUACUAAUUAAUCUCUAUAAAAUGUAAGCAGAAAGUGGUUCUAGUGUAACUUAUUUGGUUCCACUGAACAAUAGUCAUUUUGUUGUAA
Messenger RNA from Spinacia oleracea (spinach), 3761 nucleotides. Its product is annotated as extra-large guanine nucleotide-binding protein 1. Lineage: Eukaryota; Viridiplantae; Streptophyta; Magnoliopsida; Caryophyllales; Amaranthaceae. The transcript has 9 exons. The record is from RefSeq and is a predicted model, not a curated record. Bases 593 to 3487 code for a protein of 964 amino acids. Gene Ontology annotation, molecular function: guanyl nucleotide binding; G-protein beta/gamma-subunit complex binding; GTPase activity. Gene Ontology annotation, biological process: G protein-coupled receptor signaling pathway.